ACAGGAAAGCAAGAAACUUCUCCUCCCUUCCCACCCCUCUCUUUCUCUCUCCUUUUAUUUUCUUCCUUGUCCUUGUUGUUUCUUUCUCUCUCCCUACCCACUUUUAUUAUUUCCUCCCCAACUCUUUCUUCCUUUUUCAUACCCAUCUCCUCCUGCCCGUCUUUCUCUCUCUCCUCCCUGUAAUUUUUGGUUUUUGGGUUCUGUGUUGUUUUACUUUCUCCCCGUGAUCUGAUGAAGAAGAUGAAAGGGGUUGUUUCUGAUCCUGUGGAGGACCAGAGGACCAGGUUCAAGCACCAGAGUCUCAUGCAAGACUAUGAGGAGCUGCAGAAGGAUGCAGAUGCUAUGAAGAAGAAAUUGCAGAUGAUGAAACAGAAAAAGUCUACGCUCGUAGCCGAAGUAAGGUUUUUGAGGAGAAGAUACAAAUACUUAAUGGGGAAUCAGUCGACAAACCCUCGACCAAAGCAAGAUGUUGUGAAAACACACAAUCCAGAUACCCAACGCGUGACCUAUCUGAAGGGAAAGAGCUCCAGUAAGAAGGAAUCCGCAUCGCGAUACCCCCUUCCUUCAUUGGACUUGAACAAAAAGGAAAAGGUUAAACAUGGAAUGGAAGACAUCGUGUGGAAACCUCCUCCAAAAUUUGACUUAAACCUUAACGCAAGGGCUCUUGGCGGAAAGGAAGCUACUUUGCGAACCCCCACUCCAAACUUUGACUUAAAUCAGAAGGAAAGGGUUCAGAGCGGGAAGGACACGGCAAAGCGGAAGAGCACUCCAGUUUUUGACUUGAACCAGAUUUCGAGGGAGGAGGAGGAGGAAUUUCAAGCGAAUUAUGAGCCAAUGAGGAUGGAGGAGCCUAACAAAACUUUACUCAGAGGGGGAAAUGACGAGCAGCACAAUGACAUGAAGCUGCUGGCUUGCAGGACUAUCGGGAGUGGGGCAAACCGAUCCGGGAAGAGGAAGAUUACUUGGCAAGAUCAGGUGGCUUUACGGGUCUGAUUUUAUUUUCUUUCUUAAAGAAUUUACUGAUGAAGAUCGUAUAUCUUGUUGGGGUUGAAAAUUACGGUUUAGUUACUGUGCUUCUUUGAUUUUCUUCUUUGUAAAGUUGUUAUAGUCUUACAUAUCGAGUGUAUACAGUUGAAAUGAUGGAAUCAAUGGUUUAGGAUUAUUCAGA
Pyrus x bretschneideri (Chinese white pear) is the source of this 1168-nucleotide messenger RNA. RefSeq lists its product as uncharacterized. The transcript has 4 exons. NCBI's taxonomy places the organism in Eukaryota, Viridiplantae, Streptophyta, Magnoliopsida, Rosales, Rosaceae. The record is from RefSeq and is a predicted model, not a curated record. Bases 232 to 993 code for a protein of 253 amino acids.